Molecule: messenger RNA, 1623 nt
Organism: Pestalotiopsis fici W106-1
Lineage: Eukaryota; Fungi; Ascomycota; Sordariomycetes; Amphisphaeriales; Sporocadaceae
Exons: 4
Coding region: 1-1623 (540 amino acids)
Biological process (GO): carbohydrate transport; transmembrane transport
Cellular component (GO): membrane
Molecular function (GO): carbohydrate:proton symporter activity
Source: RefSeq, a predicted model, not a curated record
AUGACUUCAACCCAGAACUCUGCAAUGCGAACGCAGAAACCCAACCGUACCCAUGAGAAGGCCCCGGUAGCUAUCGCUCAUCAUGUCGAGGCAGAUGCCGCGGCUACGGCUUUGGUAGCUGCUACGGCAGUGAUGAAACCCAGGCUGUUCUCAUCCGGAAUGGUCCGGCUUUGGAUCAUUUGUUUCUUUGGCUAUAUGGUAUCUACUAUCAAUGGAUUCGAUGGCUCCCUUAUGGGUAGCAUCAACGCCAUGGAACAGUAUCAAAAGGCGUUUGGUCUCGACGGGGCGGGAGCAAGCACGGGAAUUGUCUUUAUCGUCUAUAAUCUAGCCCAACUGGUUGCUUUCCCCCUCUGCGGCUUACUAGGGGAUGGAUUGGGUCGACGUAAGACGCUUGCAAUCGGAUGUUUGUUUGUUAUCAUUGGAACUGCAAUACAGACCCCUGCACAGACAAUGGCCUGGUUCAUCGGUGGCAGAGCUGUGCUCGGGUUCGGUGCAGCAGUUGCCCAAGCGGCAGGACCCGUUUACAUUGUCGAAAUCGCACACCCCUCUUUUCGUGGGAUCAUGGGCGGCAUGUAUAACAAUUUUUGGUGGAUCGGAAAUAUUCUCGCAAGCUGGACGACUUAUGCCUGCAAUAAGACCAUCGACAGCAGUUGGGCAUGGCGAAUCCCAACUUUGGUCCAAUGCUUCAUGCCUGCAAUCGUGCUCGUCGCUGUGUUUUUCUUUCCUGAAUCUCCUCGGUGGCUGAUUGCCAACGACCGACUUGAGGAAGCAGAACUAUUUUUCGCCAAGUAUCAUGCCGAUGGCGAUGCUACUGCACCAAUCGUACAGCUUCAGGUAGAUGAGAUUGUGCAACAAAUGCACACAUUCCGUGACGACAACCCUUGGUGGGACUUCCGCGAGCUAUUUAACAGCCGCCAAGCUCGAUAUAGGACAUUCAUGGUCGUUUGCAUGGCCUUUUUUGGUCAGUGGAGUGGUAAUAAUGUGGUGUCUUACUUCAUGCCUCUGAUGCUGAAGCAGGCUGGGAUUACCAACACUUCUACUCAGUUGCUUCUGAAUGCGAUCAACCCCAUAUUCAGUAUGAUCGCUGCCAUUUUUGGAGCCACAUUACUUGAUAAGCUAGGCCGUCGAAAAAUGCUGCUCGGUGGUCUAUUCGGAGCACUUGGGUCAUAUAUCAUGCUGACCAUCUUCACUGCAGAGGCAUAUGAUAAUAAGAGUCUAGUUUACGGUGUCGUCAUAUCAAUCUAUCUUUUCGGCAUAUUCUUUGCUGGAGGCUGGACGCCGUUGCAGGUCUUGUACCCAGCCGAGUGUCUCGAGAAUCGUACUCGUGCCAAAGGCUCCGGCAUGAAGUUUCUGUUUUUGAACAUCGCCAAUAUGACUAACACCUUUGGUGUCGCAGUCGGCAUCGGUGUGAUUGGCUGGAAGCUCUAUCUCGUCUUUAUUGGGUGGUUGUGCUUGGAGAUCGCAGUUGUCUUCUUUUUCUUUGUUGAAACGGCUGGAAAGACGUUGGAGGAGCUGGAGGUGGUUUUUAACGCAGGGAACCCUGUGAAAAAAAGCUUAGAGAAGUCGCAUGUCACAUUCAUGCCGGAUGGGCAGAUGAAAGUCGACAGUAUGGAGCAUGUCUGA